AUGGAGGCUGUUCAUGCGGAGAGGUCCAAGCUGGUUCAGAGGCAGAAGCAGCAGCGACAGGAGCUGGAGAAGAAAAUCAAGAAGCUCAAAGGGGCCAUGAAAGAGGCUGCACAAAAGGAGAUGGAUGAGCUGGAGCAGCAGCACGAGGCUGAACUGACAAAGUUCGAUGCGAACAAGGGUGUCGCAGAAGGCCCAGGCAAAGAAGUUGCUGCAGAGGCAGAUGCAGCUUCAAUUCUUCAGGACGCCAAGAAGUUUCGUGACCGAAACUGGAGCGGCUUGUCCAAGAAAGAACUGGAGGAGGAAUGCGUUGCAAGAGGUCUAGGCAAGAAGGGCUCCAAGGAAGACCUCGUGCAGAAGCUGAUCAUAUUUCAGCAGGAGUUGACUUCAAAGCUCGCGGCAGCAGAGGAGGCUAAACCUUCCCAGGGCUAUGCCGCUCAAGCUGCGCCGGUUGCAUCGGACAAGUCUGCGAAAGGCAGCAAGGAUGAGGACGAUGAGGAUGAGGAUGAGGACGACGAUGAUGAGGACGACGAUGAUGACGACGAGGAUGAUGAUGACGAGGUAGAUGCAGAGGAAAUGGAGCGACAGGGUAAACGAGAAAAGGCGAUUCAGAAGGCAAUGCGCUUUCUCUUGACCGAGAAAUGCCCAGAUGGGUUCUUGCUGAGCGAGCUUGUCGAAAAGCUAGAAAUGGUCAAUGUUCGGGGCUUUGCGCCAGAGAAGCUCGGCUACAAAACCACGGAGAAGUUCGUCCGACGCCAACCUGAGGCAGUCUUGAGAUACCGAAAAAAGGAUCAGAUGAUCCUGCCACCUCGUAGACGGGGGCCGGAGAAGCUUUCAGCUAUUGAGGAGUAG
This is a messenger RNA of Symbiodinium natans, 849 nucleotides long. NCBI's taxonomy places the organism in Eukaryota, Dinophyceae, Suessiales, Symbiodiniaceae. The record is from the annotation of a GenBank genome assembly.